GGACCUUGAGGGACAUGUCUGGGAUGUGUACACCUGCCGUUUCUUCCCUUCUGGCGUGGUUGUUCUAUCUGGUGGAGCCGACAUGCAGCUCAAAAUUUGGUCUGCUGAAACUGGAAAAUGCCCAGUCACAUUGAAAGGCCACUCUGCUGCCAUUAACGACACCUGCAUUGUGGACCAAGGCCGUAACGUCAUCUCAGUCAGCAAGGACGGCACUGCCAGACUCUGGGACUGUGGCAAGUCUGCCUGCUUGGGCACCCUGACCGACACCCUGCACGACUGCAUUAACUGCUGCGCCCUCGGACCUGUGGCCAUCAACUUGGGCAUCAGGGACGAGCAAGCCAGUGAAAGGGAAGUGGCGACAGAUGGGAAACUUCUUGUUGUGGGGACAGAAGCAGGAAAACUGAGGGGUGUGGGCGUGCACUCCAGAAAAACGGUGUUCGAGCUUGAUCAUCCAGCAGCCAUUAACUGCUGCUGCUUCCUUGGACAAAAUUGCUUUCUUUUCGGGACACAAGAUGGAACUGUUUCUGUGAUUGAUGUGAGGCAGACAAGGGAGCCUUCCAUCACUUGGAAAAAUUCAUCAUCUGCAGUGUUGUGCCUUUUGCCAUACAAGCAGGGUUUUAUGGUUGGCAGAGCCGACGGCUCUUGCAACUUCGAAGCUCUGGUGGGUGCAGAGUCUUUCAGUCUGACUGGACCAGACUGUGAACCUGUGUACAGUGUGGCGUAUGAUGGGGAAUCGUUCUACACUGCCUGCCGAGACGGCCUGAUCCGGAAGUACAGGGUGCCCAAGUCGUAAUGUCCAUGCCUGCUGCUAGUCGUUACAGUGACCUGUCAGAGAGGAAGAUAUACUGACGUGUUUUAAACAUUUCCGUAUAAAAGUCUUGGCCCCUGUCAAGUACUUGUUGCUUUGUUUGUUCAGAU
Rhipicephalus microplus (southern cattle tick) is the source of this 918-nucleotide messenger RNA. RefSeq names its product proteasomal ATPase-associated factor 1. Lineage: Eukaryota; Metazoa; Arthropoda; Arachnida; Ixodida; Ixodidae. The record is from RefSeq and is a predicted model, not a curated record. Gene Ontology annotation, molecular function: protein binding.